Gastrolobium bilobum is the source of this 834-nucleotide messenger RNA. RefSeq names its product protein MAIN-LIKE 2-like. The transcript is spliced from 5 exons. The record is from RefSeq and is a predicted model, not a curated record. Lineage: Eukaryota; Viridiplantae; Streptophyta; Magnoliopsida; Fabales; Fabaceae. The coding region runs from base 1 to 834 and encodes 277 amino acids. Gene Ontology annotation, biological process: meristem development; meristem maintenance.
AUGGCUGAUUCAUCAUCAUCUUCGGGUUCUGCAUCGGAUCCAGAGCCUACUGAUCCUAGCAUACUGAACUCAAGGCGUGGGAAACCACAGAGGGGGUCACCUACCGACGCUAUUCCAGAGGUGGUCACAGACUACCUCACACAGGUAGGAUUUAUACAUGUUGCCCGGAUGCGACAUAUCCAGAUUGAUGCCCCAUUAAUUAGUGCUAUGGUCGAGAAGUGGAGACCAGAGACACAUACUUUCCACAUGACCCAAAGUGAGAUGACUAUCACCUUGCAGGAUGUGGCCCGCAUAUUGGGAUUGCCUACUGACGGUAUUGUCGUUACCGGAUCUACAUCCGAGGAUUGGCCCGCUGUUUGUGCUGCUGUUUUUGGCGCGGUUCCACUGGCCAGUGAGUUCCAUCAUUCAGGUGACCUCCGUAUCUCAUUCUUGGAUCGGUUAUAUACCCGGUGGAUAAGUCUGGGGUGUUGGUUGCUGGCAGACAAGUCUGGAGGUAGCAAUAUCGGUUGUCGGCUAGUCCCGUUGCUUGGGGUAGGAUUUGAUGAGAUUGGCUGUUUCUGUUGGGGAUCUGCGGUUCUGGCACAUUUGUUCAGGAAUUUGUGCGAGUGUACAGAUGCCGGUCGAUCUGACAUGGGUGGUUGCCAUAUUCUUUUUCAGAUUUGGGCAUGGAUACGAUUCCCACCCAUUGCUCCACCCCUUCCUCUUCAUCAAGAGCCUGGCACGCAUUAUGGAUGCCGGUUUAAUACGGUGGCAAAGUUUAAGCCUCAUGAGGUUGUCCAUUAUCGGGAAACCUUGGAUACAAUAUGUAGAGAUGAGGUGGUGUGGCAACCGUAG